UGGAGCAUUCAUGGCAGCGCAUGAAGCAUGUAAAGCGCUAGCUUUUGGAGUUUAGACAUUAGAGAAUCAGAUAGACUAACUGAUUAACCUGCAGGAUUUUUCAUCUACUGCACAGCUUCUAUGUUUCUUGUCUUCUGUCUCAAAGCAGAAAAGAAGAAGGAAAAUAAGCUCUAAUUUCAGCAAAAGGUAUGGAUCUAGAACACGGAUUCUAUCGGCAUGUGGACGUCCCGGACCACGUUCACUACAUCGUUGCCUUCUUCGUCUUAGUGAUCGGAGCAGUGGGAGUUUCUGGGAAUGCCUUGGUCAUGUAUGCUUUUUCUUGCAACAAGAAACUCCGGACACCUCCCAACUUCUUUAUCAUGAACCUGGCCAUCAGCGACUUCCUGAUGGCCAUCACACAAUCACCCAUCUUUUUUGUUAACUGCCUCAAUAAGGGGUGGAUUUUUGGGGAAACAGGCUGUAAAAUUUAUGCCUUCUGCGGGGCUUUAUUUGGAAUCUCCUCGAUGAUAAACCUUCUCGCCAUCUCUAUAGACCGGUACAUAGUAAUCACCAAGCCUUUGCAGUCCAUAGGGUGGACUUCGGCAAGACGUACUUGCCUCAUAAUUGCCCUUGUGUGGUUUUAUUCACUUGCUUGGAGCCUUGCACCACUUUUGGGGUGGAGUUCCUACAUCCCCGAGGGCCUGAUGACCUCCUGCACAUGGGACUAUGUGACAUCUACUCCAGCCAAUAAAAGUUACACUUUGAUGUUGUGCUGCUUCGUAUUCUUCGUUCCUCUGGGCAUCAUAUCCUACUGUUACUUGUGCAUGUUCCUAGCAAUUCGUCAUGCAAGCAGAGAUGUUGAGCAGUUGGGGUCUCAGGUGAGAAAGUCAACCCUGAUCCAACAGCAGUCUAUCAGGACUGAGUGGAAGUUGGCAAAGAUUGCCUUUGUGGUGAUCAUAGUGUUCGUACUUUCCUGGUCACCCUAUGCGUGUGUCACUCUCAUCGCCUGGGCUGGAUAUGCACACAUUCUCAAUCCAUACUCCAAAGCUGUCCCUGCGGUUAUUGCAAAAGCGUCUGCCAUCUACAACCCUUUCAUCUAUGGAAUCACUCACUCCAGAUACAGGGACACCCUGGCAGAGAAGGUCCCCUGCCUACACUUUCUGGCCCAUGCCCCUAAAAGGAACUGCAUAUCAGUGUCAAACAGUAAGUCCUCCAAAAGGGACUCGGUGCUUAGCCAUCAGUCAUCAGUCUCCAAAUCACAGUUUCAGAGAGUUUCCUCCAUGUCUACAACAGACACAGUUUGCAGUGACGUGGAGUUGGAUUCUAUGGAUCAGAGUCAUUGUGCUAAGACAGAUUAUACCCCUGCUGCUGCAAAGGUCAAAGAACGUUAUUCUUUAACUAAACAGUUCAUGGAGAAGGAAUGUCUAAGUCAGGAAAAGGCUGCUUUUCCGGAGAAAACGUCACAGAAAAAACUUUCGCCAGUAUAUCACAUCAGUUUAUCAACAGAAUAGAUGUUCUUAGCUUGGAGGAGGAGAACCUUGAAAGCUGAACAACACAGCGAAAGCGGGACGGUGAAUAAAGCAUUCCAAAGUGAAGACACUGAGGCACAGCAGCCCCAGAAAGAGAAAAACAAGGAUGAGUCACGGAUGCUAGAAACUUUGGACAAUCAUGUAUGUCUUUUCCCCCUGAGAGGUCAGAUCCAACUCAAUGAAAAGCCUUCAGUUAUAUAACAAGAGCAUGGUGCACAAAGCCUACAAGAAAAAUCUGAGAAUUUGUUUACAACCUCUGGACUGUUCUGCUCAGCAAAUAAAGACUCCAACAUUUCUGAAGCACAAGUUGCGACACAGCUUAUCCCAAAAAAGAUUUGAUCCAUGUUUCCAGACAUUUAACUGAAGAGCAGCAAGUAAAACUCUUUUCACCAAAGACGUAAAGUCUACCUUCGUUACAAUAUGUGAAAAACUUAAUCAUGUUAUGUGUCUGCUUACAUAACAAGCAAAUUCUUUUGUUCUUUGUGAAAUCAUGUGCACUACAAAAUUAAAAAUAUUCACUUUU
Molecule: messenger RNA, 2031 nt
Organism: Xiphophorus maculatus (southern platyfish)
Lineage: Eukaryota; Metazoa; Chordata; Actinopteri; Cyprinodontiformes; Poeciliidae
Gene: opn4xa
Product: melanopsin-B-like
Exons: 10
Coding region: 189-1490 (433 amino acids)
Biological process (GO): G protein-coupled receptor signaling pathway; visual perception
Cellular component (GO): membrane
Molecular function (GO): G protein-coupled receptor activity
Source: RefSeq, a predicted model, not a curated record